AUGGCAACAUCAAUAUCAACAUCAUUAUGGGAAUUGUCUGACUUAAAUUCCAUUGAUAGUGAUUUUUUUCGUCCACAAGAAAAAAAACAAUUAGAAAAUGCUUAUAAAAAUUUUUUAAUGAAUACAAAAUGUCUUUCAUAUGAUAAUGAUGAUGAUGAUGAUGGUGAUGAUUCAGACGAUGAAAAUAAUGCUCAAAUGUUAUUACAAUCAAAAAUACAAUUAUUUCAAUUAUUUAUUCGUACACAACCGGUUAAUAUUCGUAGUUUUAGUCAAUAUCAUCAACAAAAAGAACGAAUAUUUAUUGAACGUUUAUUUUAUCUUGUUUUAAAUAAUGUUGAAUUAACACAUUUUUCAACAUAUAAUGUUGAUUCAAUAAUAAAUAUAAGUAAAGAAUUAGAAAAAUAUCAACGUUCAACACAUAAAAUAAUAUUAAAUACUGGAAAACUUAAUACAAUUAUUCAAUUUGUUUUAUCUUUUUCAUCAUCAACUGUAGCAACAUUUCAAUUAAAUAAUCUUUUUUAUUUAUUAUUAAAUGAUAUGAAUGAUUUUUCCAGUAAAAUAAUUGAUAGAAUAGCUGAUUUAUUACGUAUAUAUCAUUUAAUGACAUAUGGACAUAUUAUUACAAGACAAUAUUUAAUUUCAACAAUUGAUAAUGCAAUCAGUACUGCUAAUUAUGCUAAUCCUGUUAUUUAUCCAUUAUAUGAAAAUUUUCUUAAUACAUCCUAUGCUUAUAAAGGUCCAUUUAUUGUAACAUCAUCAAGAAAUUCAUCAAAAAAUAUAUCACGUAUAUCACUUUAUACAAUAAUUCAAAAUUUAUCUAUUCUUUUAUUGGGUCUUAAAAUAGAUGAUUUUGAAUAUGAAGAACAAUAUCUUUCAAUAUCAUCUGAACAUUGUUAUCAUAUACGUUUAGUUAUACGUCGUUUAACAUAUUUAUUUAAAAAAUAUCAUUAUUCAAUUGAAUAUCCAUUAGAAAAUAUUGAUAAACAAAUAAUUAUUUAUUUAAUUAAAUCAAUUAUAUUAUAUGAUAAAAGUUCUGAUCAAUUACGACGUUUACUUGAUUUAUAUAUGUUAUCAAUACAUGGAUUUUCUCAAAUAAAAAUAAAACGUCUUUUAUAUGAUUUAUUAAUUAAUUCAUCAUUUGAACAUUAUUCAAUUGAAACAAUAAGAUGUUUUAUUGAAUUAAAUCGUAUUGAUGAUGAUCAAUCUGAAACAACAUCAUUUAUUGAUUAUGAAAAUAAUAAUCUUCAAGAUGAUUUAUGGCUUAAUGAUCAACAAAUUCGAUUUGUUACACAUAAAUUAUAUUCAAAUCAAAUUUAUAAAGAAAUUUUUAUUCCAUUAAUUAAUGGAGAUUUUAAUCAACAACAAAUUAUUCAAGAUAUUUUGACAUAUUUAGAUAAUAUACAAUUAGAACAAGAACAACUUAUUGAUGUUCAAGAUCUGAAAACUAAGUUGGCCAUACUUCCAUGA
Molecule: messenger RNA, 1467 nt
Organism: Rotaria sp. Silwood1
Lineage: Eukaryota; Metazoa; Rotifera; Eurotatoria; Philodinida; Philodinidae
Source: the annotation of a GenBank genome assembly